AUGGUUGAUGGAACCGAACUCGGUACACUACUAGGAACCCUCGAGGGGUUAAAGCUUGGAAUGCUUGAUGGAACCGAACUUGGUACGCUGCUUGGAACAGUGGAGGGGAUAGAGCUUGGAAUGGUUGAUGGAACCGAACUCGGUAUGCUACUAGGAACCCUCGAGGGGUUAGAGCUUGGAAUGCUUGAUGGAAUCGAACUGGGUACGAUACUAGGAACCCUUGAGGGGUUAGAGCUUGGAAUGCGUGAUGGAAUCGAACUGGGUACGCUACUAGGAACCCUCGAGGGGUUAGAGCUUGGAAUGCUUGAUGGAACCGAACUCGGUAUUCUACUUGGAAUAGUUGAGGGGUUAGAGCUUGGAAUGCUUGAUGGAACCAUACUUGGUGCGCUUGAACCAGUGGAGGGGAUAGAGCUUGGAAUGCUUGAUGGAACCAAACUGGGUACGCUACUAGGAACGCUUGACGGAAUGGAUGAUGGGUUUUUACUGGGAAUGCUCGAUGGAAUAGUUGAUGGGGUCCCGCUGGGAAUUGUUGAUGGGACAGAAGAUGGAUACAGGCUGGGGAAUGUUGACGGAUUGCUACUUGGAAUCUUCGAUGGGAGGGUUGAGGGAACAAUGCUGGGAAAGCUGGAUGGGUUCUUGCUUGGAUUGCUUGAUGGGAUAUUUGAUGGUGAAUUACUCGCCGCUGUUGUUGGGCCUGUACUUGGACUGCUCGAUGGCGAGCGACUUGGACUCCUACUCGGAGACGACGAAGGCACAUUACUGGAACUUGGCCUGGCCGAGGGGAUUGAACUUGGUGUGAAAGACGGUAUUUUGGACAACGAAGGUGAGAGUGAAGGAGAACGACUGGGCGAGCGUGAUGGAGACACCGAGGGGGAAACACUGGGACUAGCUGUUGGCGCUGGUGUUGGGGGUAGGGUUGGCCCCGUUGUUGGCGAAGGCGUUGAUUGA
This is a messenger RNA of Seminavis robusta, 948 nucleotides long. The record is from the annotation of a GenBank genome assembly. Lineage: Eukaryota; Bacillariophyta; Bacillariophyceae; Naviculales; Naviculaceae.